GACUGGUGCUCGACGCCGAAUUGUUCGAGUUUUUCUAGACCAGUAUGACCAUCUGCGGCCCUCGAGAGUUCCGUCCUUGAGUCCCCAGUAAUUGGAUGUUGGCUUUCUUCUUUUCUGCGAAAUCCAGAAAUUCGUUUACCUCUCAUUAGAGAGAAAGAACGAGGGAGUAUGAUUCAAGGCUUUUAGUGUGGCAUCUUCAUAAAUUGUUAGUCUUGUUUAUUGACAGAUGAGAUAUGCGUAGAGGAGGAAGAAAAGCUUCAAACAAUGGAAAUGGAAUCUUCAGGACUAGCACCGUCACUAUUGUUCUAUUCUCCAUUAUCUUGUGUUCGCGGAAGGUUUCUUCUUCCGAUGGUUAUCAAGAUGCAUCCACCAACGAGGGGGCAAACAUUCCUCUAGAUGGAAAUGGAACAGAAACAUCAAUUAUUGAGUAUGACUCCAUUGCUGAUGGGUACUCUGUGGAGAAAGGUGCACAUGAUAUUUGUGCAGAUUAUCUAAUAAAGGAAUAUGACUUCAUCCCAGACUUAGAAGACCUGGGGUGGUGUGAUAUAGGGGACUUUGGAGGGGAAGUUGAAGACAAGAAAAAUCUUGAGGGUGACAGAUUGGAUGAGGUGAAAAAGGCUGAUAGAUCAUCUCGUGCCUCUUAUCUUGGCCUGAAUGAGUUUCGCAAAAAAACAAUAGGAGAAAAGGGAAAAGGAGUCAACAAUCUUGGGAAUAUCACUCACAGACUUGAGCCUGGUGGAGGUGAAUACAAUUAUGCUGCGGCUUCAAAAGGGGCUAAGGUUUUGGCUCAUAACAAAGAAGCAAAUGGAGCUGCCAAUAUUCUGGGCAAAGAUAAAGACAAGUACCUGAGAAAUCCUUGCUCUGCAGAAGAAAAAUUUGUUGUAAUCGAACUCUCUGAAGAAACCCUGGUUGAUGUGGUUGAAAUUGCAAACUUUGAACACUAUUCAUCCACGUUCAAGGAAUUUGAGUUGUUGGGCAGUCUCAUUUAUCCCACUGAGAUUUGGGUCUCUCUUGGAAAAUAUAUUGCAGCGAACUCCAAGCAUGCCCAAAGAUUUAUGCUGUCUGAGCCAAAGUGGGUAAGGUACUUGAAGUUGAACCUCCUCAGUCAUUAUGGAUCAGAAUUUUACUGCACAUUGAGUUCCGUCAAAGUUUAUGGAGUUGAUGCUGUAGAACGACUACUAGAAGAUUUAAUUCCUGUUCCCGAGGAAUCAUCAGGGCCAGUUUCAACUGCCAAUCCUGCUGAGAUCCCUCAUAAGGCAAAUGAGGGUGAGAUUGUUCAGGUUCUGAAUGGAUCUGACCAUCCCUCAAAGGUGCACAAUGUACAGCCAAAAGCUGAUAACAUAUCCAAGACAGAUGCACCAAAUGACAAAAAUGAUGUUUCAAAAGAUGCAAUCCCUGAUCCAGUGAAAGAAAUCAGGCAGCAACCAAGUGGAAGAAUACCCAGUGACACUGUUCUAAAGAUUCUGAUGCAAAAAGUGAGGUCAUUGGAGCUAAACCUGUCUGUGCUUGAGGAUUACCUGCAAGAAGUUAAUCGCAGAUAUUCGAAACUUCUCCCUGAUUUGGACAAAGAGCUUUCACAGACUGCAUUGCUUCUUGAACAAACUAGGUUGGAGAUCAAAGAUGUUGUGGAGUGGAAGGAGAUGAUGAACAAAAGCAUCGGUAGCCUUCUGACAUGGAAGUCCGUGGUCUCAUCUCAAAUGAAUACAUUGAUCGGAGAUAAUAACUUCCUCAGGAUGGAGAUGCAAAAGCUUCUGACCGAUCAAAGAAGUCUGGAGAACAAAGAGCUGACCGUGUUGGUUCUGAGUUUCAUUCUUGGGUGUUUGGCUUUCCUUAAGUUAGUCUCUGAUCAGACUUCGAUGAUAAUUAGUACACGUGAAUCACAAAAAAUUUGCAGAACAAGCAGGGCUUGGCUCAUCCUUCUAAUCAGCAAUUGUAUUAUAGUGUUUAUCGUCUUAUUGUAGUCAAUUAGUUGAUGCUC
Messenger RNA from Nymphaea colorata (pocket water lily), 1978 nucleotides. RefSeq names its product SUN domain-containing protein 3-like. NCBI's taxonomy places the organism in Eukaryota, Viridiplantae, Streptophyta, Magnoliopsida, Nymphaeales, Nymphaeaceae. The transcript is spliced from 4 exons. Bases 234 to 1961 code for a protein of 575 amino acids. Gene Ontology annotation, cellular component: cytoplasm; membrane. The record is from RefSeq and is a predicted model, not a curated record. Gene Ontology annotation, biological process: protein folding in endoplasmic reticulum.